Molecule: messenger RNA, 1095 nt
Organism: Drosophila eugracilis
Lineage: Eukaryota; Metazoa; Arthropoda; Insecta; Diptera; Drosophilidae
Gene: Gr98b
Product: putative gustatory receptor 98b
Exons: 3
Coding region: 1-1095 (364 amino acids)
Biological process (GO): sensory perception of taste
Cellular component (GO): membrane
Source: RefSeq, a predicted model, not a curated record
AUGGUGGCCAAAACAAGCCGUCUGCUGUCCACAGCCUUUCCAUAUCUCCAGAUCUUUUCAGUGUUCGGCCUUACACCGCCGCCUCAAAGUUUUGGUAAAACCUCUCACAGACGACUCAGAUGGUAUUUGAUGGCUGGAUAUGCCUGCUAUGCCUGUUUGAUCCUUUUGGUGGUCUUCGCUGUAACCUACUUCAACAUCAAAGCCAUAAAUGAGGAAGUCUUGGAUUACCAUUUAGCUGACUUCACCAGAGUGAUGGGUACCAUUCAGAAGAGUCUGUACUCUAUCAUGGCCAUUGCCAACCAACUUAAUAUGUUGAUUAAUUAUCGUCGCCUCAGUGGAAUCUACGAGGAUAUUGCAAGUCUGGAAAUUGAUAUAGAUGAGGCAUCUCAGUGUUUCGGUGGUCAAAGGCAGCGCUACAGUUUCCGCUCCCGUUUGGCUUAUUUCGUUGGCUUAUGGAUGAUCUUGUUGAUUGGCUCAAUGCCCCGUCUUACCCAUUAUGCAAUGGGUCCCUAUGUCAGCCAACCAAAUAAGUUUCUCACCGAGUUCGUCUUGCUAAUGCAACAACUCAAGGCUCUGGAGUACUGCGUAUUUGUUCUCCUGAUUCAUGAACUGGUGCUACGAUUGCGCCAUACUCUUCUUCAGCUGCAGGAGGAAUUAGCGGACUGUCAUCAACAGAACAUGCUCCAAGCUCUGUGUGUGGCUUUGAAACGAAAUCAGCUGCUUAUGGGACGCGUAUGGAGACUGGAGGGUGAACUGGCGAGCUACUUCACCCUGACCAUGAUGCUCUUGUUCAUCUACAAUGGACUUACUAUACUUCAUUUGGUCAACUGGGCCUACAUAAAUACAUUCCUCGAUAAUGAUUGCUGUCGAUAUGAUCGAUUUUUUACUUCCACUUUACUGUUAAUAAACCUUCUGGUGGCCUGCCUUCUAAGUCAGCGGUGCAUCAAUGCAUACAACUGCUUUCCAAGAAUCCUACAUCAGAUCACAAGCACGUCUGCAGUAUCUAACUUUCCCAUGUUAACCAGAGGCUUGCGGGAGUAUUCCUUGCAGAUGCAGCACUUGAAACUGCUCUUCACCUGCGGCGGAUUCUUCUGA